UUAUACAGAAGACUUGCAGAUCCAACAAGGGGUUACAUAUCUGCCUGUUAGAUCCACAUUGCUUAUCUCUUAUUUACAUGAAAAGAAAGUCUCUUGGGGUUGGAAGGCCACCCAGACACUAAUCUCUUGCGUUCAGCUGAUGUCCUGGGGAUUCUAUAUAAAGAGCAGCACAGGACAGAGCCUGUACAACUGUGUAACAGCUAAGCCCGAUUGCAGCACCCUCUACUGUGCUAGCAAGAAACAUAACCUGGACCAAUGCAGUCUGCAAUGAUGAUGUUCUCAUCCAAAUACUGGGUCAGGAGGGGGAUGUCAUUGGACUCUGCAAUGUCCCAGGACUUCCUAAAUGCACCCUCGAGAGACAAGGUGAAUGUUUUGAGAAUUGAUGAAAAUAAAUGCAGCAAGACUGAAGCAGCUGCAGAAACAGAGAGAACAGCAGUUGUACUUACAAUGAAAAAUGAAGUUGGUGGAUUAUUGCAAAAUCUAAAAAUUUUCAAGGAAAAGUAUGUGAGUAUUAUUCACAUAGAAUCACGUAAAUCUAAGGUGAACAAGUCUGAGGUGGACAUGUAUGUGGAAUUUGAAUGUACCAAGAAAAAAUGCCAAGAACUCCAACAUCUGCUGAAACUUCAAAGCAGCAUCAUUUCCCUGAAUCCAGCUGAGAAGAUCUGGAGGGAAGAUGAAGAGCUGGAAGGAGUGCUGUGGUUUCCCAGGAAGAUAUCUGAACUUGAUAAAUGCUCCAAGAGAGUCUUGAUGUAUGGAUCAGAACUGGAUGCUGACCAUCCGGGAUUUAAGGACAAUGUGUACAGACAAAGAAGAAAGUACUUUGUUGACGUGGCAAUGAACUAUAAAUUUGGCCAACCCAUACCUAGAGUGGAGUACACAGCAGAAGAGAUAAAAACAUGGGGCACUGUCUUUAGGGAACUUACCAAAUUAUACCCAACGCAUGCCUGCAAAGAGUACUUGAAGAACCUCCCACUGUUAACCAAGUAUUGUGGGUACAGAGAAGAUAAUGUUCCACAACUUGAGGAUGUUGCUAUAUUUCUCAAAGAAAGAUCUGGCUUCAUGGUGAGACCUGUUGCGGGCUAUCUGUCACCUAGAGACUUUUUAGCAGGCUUAGCCUACCGGGUUUUCCAUUGCACGCAGUACAUUAGGCAUGGAUCAGAUCCCCUCUACACACCUGAGCCGGACACAUGCCAUGAAUUGCUGGGCCAUGUUCCUUUGCUUGCGGACCCCAAAUUUGCCCAGUUUUCACAGGAGAUUGGUCUUGCUUCUUUGGGUGCGUCUGAUGAAGAUGUUCAGAAACUUGCAACUUGUUAUUUCUUUACAAUUGAAUUUGGCCUCUGCAAACAGGACGGACAGCUACGUGCGUAUGGAGCAGGACUGCUGUCUUCUAUUGGGGAAUUAACGCAUGCUUUGUCUGACAAAGCUAUUGUGAAACCAUUUGAUCCAAAGACAACCUGCUUACAAGAAUGUAUUAUCACCACCUUUCAGGAUUCCUACUUUGUGUCAGAAAGCUUUGAUGAAGCCAAGGAAAAAAUUAGGGAAUUUGCCAAAUCACUCAACAGACCUUUUUCAGUCUACUUCAAUCCUUAUACUCAGAACAUUGAUAUCCUUAACAACACCCGGAGUAUCGAAAAUGUCAUUCAAGAUUUAAGGAGUGAUCUAAACACAGUGUGUGAUGCUUUAACCAAAAUGAAUAAAUAUUUGGGAAUAUAAAUGAAAACCAAAAACCUCCCACAAAACUUGUCCCGUUUUGUGUAAAAGAAACGCUAAUGCAAAUAUUCAGGAAGGACGAAUUUACAAAUACUUCGCAAGAUUUCUAUAGGCAUACCAUCGCAGCACAUACCAUCUCAGGAAAAAAAGGACAUAUUAUAAACAUAUUAUAUUGUAUUCCAACUUGGAAAUACAUGUAUGUAUAUGUGUUGAUGUUGCAGAUGUCCUCUGAAGAUGCUGUAUUCUAGUAUUAGCAGAUUUACUAAGGGUCAAAUUUCGAAGUUAAAAAAAUGUCGUCAUUCGACCCUCAAAUUAAAAUCCUUCGACUUCGAAUAUCGAAGUCGAAGGAUUUUUAGCAUAUUCAAUCGAUCAAAAGAUUAAAUAGAUUAGAGCGAUUUUUAGCGAUCGAUCGAAGGAUUUCUAUUCGAUGUGUAAAGACUUAGAAAAGUGCUGUGGAA
Messenger RNA from Xenopus laevis (African clawed frog), 2168 nucleotides. It is a transcript of the gene tph2.L, whose product is annotated as tryptophan 5-hydroxylase 2. The transcript has 11 exons. The record is from RefSeq and is a predicted model, not a curated record. Bases 256 to 1713 code for a protein of 485 amino acids. Lineage: Eukaryota; Metazoa; Chordata; Amphibia; Anura; Pipidae.